AGUCUUCAAACAGCUAAAAAUGAUAUGGAAAUAAAUAUUGCUGAACUUCAGUGCCAAAUUACAAAACAAUCAGAUGAAAAUAAUAAAUAUGUUAAUGAAAUAACUUUAGUAGAAAAUGAUCUAAAAGAAAAAACAUUAUUGGUAGGAAAUUUAAAUGAUGAAUUGAACCAAGUUAAACUAUUAAAUGCUGAACUAAAAGAACAAAUUAAUGAAUCACAAAACAGAAUGAUUAAACUGUCUGAUGAAAAAGAAAAAAUGAUAAUUGAUAUAACAUUAAUGGAAAACAAUCUUAAAGAAAAAACAUCAUUGGUAAGCAAUUUAAAAAAUGAAUUGAAUGAACUUAAAAUACAAUACAACAAACUUGAAGAACAUAACCAGGCUAAUAAAGAACAAAUUUGUUAUAGCUAUGAUAUUGAUUCAGAGUUGAGAAACGGUAAAAGAAAUAUUAUAAACGAAAUUAAUCUUCUUGAACCUGGAAAAAUUACUGGUGUUCUUACUGAUCAUAAUUUGUCAAAUUUAUUGGAUAUGUUUGUCAGCCUUAUAAUGACUAAAGAACAACAAAUUGUAACUGACUUAGUUAAUGACCACAAUAAGGUCAAACGACUAUAUGAAGAUCAAAUCAAACAGUUCCAAGAAGACAUAAAAAAAGGAAAAGAAUGGCAAGAACAAGUUGAAAAUGAUAAUGAAAAACUUAGUCUUGAACUUGAAAAUCUCAAAUCUCAAAAACACAACUUCCCUUGUAGAGAAUUAAAAAUAAAAGAAUUGACAGAAAAAGUUUUGGAAGCAGAGAAUUUAUCUUUUAAUUAUCUAAAUGAGUUGGAAGAAUUAAAGACUCAAUUGACUAAAACAAGUGAACGCAAUUAUCAGACAUUGUCCGAUGAAUUUGAAACAUUUAAGACUAGUUCAGAGCUGUCUACACGAGAUUUGAAAAAUAAACUUGAAAACAUAACCAAACAAUACAACGAAUCAUUAAUUAUGUACAAAGAUCAAAAAGAUUGUUGUUAUAGUCUGGAAGAUAAAAUAGAAAAAAUUCAAUCUGAAUGUGCUUGUCUAAAAUCUGUUAUUGACAAAAAAGAUGAAGAUAUUAAAAACUUACUUGAUGGAUUUCAAUUGAAGACAAAUGAGUAUGAAACAUUGAUUGAAAAAUAUAGUUUACAAAAAGAAGAAACGAAAAUUCAUCAUGAAAAGAUAAUUAAUGAACUUGAAUUGGAUGUAAGUAAUAUCAAACAUCAGAUGUAUUGUACAGAAAAGUUGCUAAAAGAAAUAAAAAAAAAUAACCAACAACUACUUGAAGAGAAUUCGUUAAAUGUAUCAAAAAUUAAACAUAUGCAAGAAAAUUAUACUGUACGAAUAGCAGAAUUGGAAGGUGGUAGUCAAAUAACUAAAAAUGAUAAUAUAAAAUUGGAAAAUCUUGAAAAACAGUUAAAAGUAAAGAAUAUGGAACUUGAAAGCCUGGAAUCAAAUUUAAGGGAAAAAACUACAAAACUUAAGGAAACUCAGGAACAAUGUUCAAAACUAGCCCAUGCCCUCGAAACUCAUGUAGUAAAAAAUAAUGAAUUUGAGAAACAAUUAGAAAGUUAUUCAAAGAUAAAAGAUGAGGAGAUUGAAAAUUAUCGAAUUAAAUUGAAAAUGAAUGAAAAUAGUUUAAUAGAAGUAAAUAAUGUAACUGAAAAAUUAAGAAAAAAACUUAAGAGUGAUGGUACAUUAUCGACACUGUAUGAUAAUGUCUGUUCAUUAAUAACCAAAUGUGAAAACUUGGAAGAAGAAAUUAUUGAAUUGAAACAGUCUAAUGUUGACCUAGACAAUGAAUGUGAGUCUAUGUUAGAAGAAGUGAAGAGCAAAGACGAUAAAAUAGCAGAACUUUUGAAUCAAUUGGAUGAGCUUAAGCAAAACAUUGUAUUAUUAACAGAAGAGAGAGAUUUUUUGAAACGAAAAACUGAACAAUUUAAAAACUUCAAUGAUGAUGUCAAAAAAUUAAAUGAAGAAAUAUUUGGUUAUGAACAAAACAUAUCUGACCUAAGAAAAGACAAAGGUCAGCUUAUUGUACAACAUGAUAAAGAACUGAAGAAAUUGAAAAAUGAAUUGAAUCAAGUUCAAACUAAAAACUUGGAACUAUCAAAUGAAUACAGUAAAUUAUCCGAGACUGCUAAAAUUUUGGAAAAAUCAUUGAAGGAAGACAUUCAACAAUUAAAUAGAUGUAUUGUGGAUAAGAAUGCAAAAAUAUCCACAUUAGAACUGUUUUAUAAAACUAACACUGACGAUCUCAAAAAGAAGAAUCAUGAAUUGGAAAAUAUCUUUAAAAGGGCAAGAGAUGAGAAUAAUGCGUUGCGCAGAGAUUUACGCCAUUUGAAAGAAAUUACAAAUGUGACUAGAGUGGACCAAUUCACUCAAACUGCUGAAGAACAGAGUUUAGUGAGUAGUGCAAUAGUAGCCGACCACAAAAGCAUGAUUGAAAAAAUUGCUAAAUUUGAGAAGGAUAGUAAAAUGAUGAAAAUUAUGUUACAUCAUCGUAAAGCUAAAAUUGAAGAACUUGAAAAACAACUAAGUGAGCGACAUGGUUAAAUUUGAUUUAAAAUCUGUAUUGCCUUAACUUUGUAGUUAAAUAUUUAUAUUUAUAAUUUUUAUAUAUUAGUUUGUUUAUAAGAUAUUACAAUUCAAUGUGCAUUUGUAUAACUGUUUAUUUUAAGUAUCCAUUGAAUUAUAUUUUGUUCCAUAUUAUAUAAUAUACAACUUGAACUGUAACCCAUUUGUUCAUUGCUAUAUUUGAUAUAUAAUAUGAAUAAUUUGUAUUGCAUUUAAAGCAAAAACUUAUUUAUUUAUACAUUUUUAUUUCUUGAGAGUUGCUUAGACUUAAAAUUGAAUACAUUAAUUUUAUAAUGUUACAACUUUUGAUUUUGUGAGAUUAUAAUCCCUAUUACUAUAAUAGGUGAGAUGUAUGGUCAACAAAUAACAAAUUAUGACACUUGUUAAGUAUUUUAUAAGUAUGCCGGACGUCUGUUGUAAAUAAAACACUUUCUAUAAUUUAAGUUGUUAUUAAAUCAUUUAAAAAUAAAAACAUUUAACGCUGUAUAAUACUAUAAUCAUAAAGUAUCAUGUCUGUAAUAAUGUAAUUUAAAACUAAUUUUAAAUACUAUAAUUAAGAGUUGAGCUUAUGUGGCUACUUAAUUAUUACAAAAAUUAUUUUAGAUUGUAAAUUUUCUUUUUUAUCUUUAUAACUUAUUUUAUAGUAUUUUAUAUUUACGUGUGCAAGCUAAAAAUUAUAAAUAUCAUGAAUGUUAAAUUUGUGAGUGAAACUACAAA
This is a messenger RNA of Acyrthosiphon pisum (pea aphid), 3300 nucleotides long. Its product is annotated as putative leucine-rich repeat-containing protein DDB_G0290503. The record is from RefSeq and is a predicted model, not a curated record. NCBI's taxonomy places the organism in Eukaryota, Metazoa, Arthropoda, Insecta, Hemiptera, Aphididae. Bases 25 to 2562 code for a protein of 845 amino acids. The transcript has 4 exons.